AUGCUCUCAUUCAGUCGAAUUUUUUCUAUCGCUCUUUCAUAUAUUCCUUUUUUCUUUCUUUUAUUAUUCUCUCUCUCUCUCUCUCUCUUUCUUUCUCUCUUUCUUUCUUUCUUUCUUUUGUUUAUCUUUUACCUUUGGUCCUAUUUUGACUUUGAAAAAUUCCCCAUAUUCUCUUCUAUUUUUCUUUCUUUCUUUCUUUCUUUCUUUCUUUCUUUCUUUCUUUCUUUCUAUUGCUGUCUGUUUUUCUUUCUUUUUUCUAUUCCCAUCUGUCUUUCUUUCUUUCUUUCUUUCUUUCUUUCUUUCUUUCUUUCUUUUAUUUCCAUCUUAGUAUCUCUUACCUUUGGUCCUAUUUUCACUUUGAAAAAUUCCCCAUAUUCUCUUCUUUCUUUCUUUCUUUCUUUCUUUCUUUCUUUCUUUCUUUCUUGCUUUCUUUCUUUCUAUUGCUGUCUGUUUUUCUUUCUUUUUUCUAUUCCCAUCUGUCUUUCUUUCUUUCUUUCUUUCUUUCUUUCUUUCUUUCUUUCUUUCUUUUAUUUCCAUCUUAUAAUUCUUUCCUUCAUUCUUUCUGUCUUUGUCUCUUUUUAUUUCCCCAUUCUUCCGCUUUUCUUUUUCUUUUUUCUUUUUCUUUCUUUCUUUUUUCUUUCUUUGCAUUUUCUACUUUCUUUUUCCAUUCCCCUUUCUCUUCCUUCAGUUUCCUUCAGUCAUAUUUCUUUCCUUAUACUGCUCUCUUUUUUUUUUCUCUUUUCUUGGUUGCCCCAUUCUUUCUCUCUUUCUUUCUUUCUUUCUUUCUUUCUUCAUUCCAUCGCUAGUCCCUUGCUUUCUUGCUUGCAGCCUUUCUUUCUUUCUUUCUUUCUUUCUUUCUUUCUUUCUUUCUUUCUUUCUUUCUUCAUUCCAUCGCUAGUCCCUUGCUUUCUUGCUUGCAGCCUUUCUUUCUUUCUUUCUUUCUUUCUUUCUUUCUUUCUUUCUUUCUUUCUUUCUUUCUUUCUUCAUUCCAUCGCUAGUCCCUUGCUUUCUUGCUCGCAGUCUUUCUUUCUUUCUUUCUUUCUUUCUUUCUUUCUUUCUUUCUUUCUUCAUUCCAUCGCUAUCCCUUUCUUUCUUGCUUGCAGCCUUUCUUUCUUUCUUUCUUUCUUUCUUUCUUUCUUUCUUUCUUUCUUUCUUUCUUUCUUUCUUUCCACCCUUCGUUCUUUUCUUUUUCUUUUUCUUUGUCUUUCUUUCAUUUAUUUUCGUUCUAUUCAAAUCAUCUUUUGCCUCCGUCUUUUUACUGAAAUUCUUUCUUUCUUUCGUUUUUUUCUUUCUUUCUUUGCCUGCAACUCCUCCACAGAAAUCACUCAAUAUCAUAUCUCAUUUUAUCAUACUGUCGCUCACACUCUCUCCGCUCUCUCUCUCUCUGCACAUCUAUCUAUCUAUCAAUCUAUCUAUCUAUCUAUCUAUCUAUCUAUCUAUCUAUCUAUCUAUCUAAGUCUAUUCUUGUAUAUCUAUCUCAGUCUGUUUCUUUAUCUAUCUAUCUAUCUAUCUAUCUAUCUAUCUAUCUAUCUAUCUAUCUAUCUAAGUCUGUUCUUGUAUAUCUAUCUCAGUCUGUUUCUUUCUAUCUAUCUAUCUAUCUAUCUAUCUAUCUAUCUAUCUAAGUCUGUUCUUUCUGUUCUUGUAUAUCUAUCUAUAUCUAUCUAUCUAUCUAUCUAUCUAUCUAUCUAUCUAAGUCUGUUCUUGAUUAUCUAUCUAUCUAUCUAUCUAUCUAUCUAUCUAUCUAUCUAUCUAUCUAUCUAUCUAUCUAUCUCGGUCUGUUCAUUACAACCUAUCUCAGUCUGUUUCUAUCUAUCUAUCUAUCUAUCUAUCUAUCUAUCUAUCUAUCUAUCUAUCUAUCUAUGUGUGUGCAUUCAAUACUAA
Acanthosepion pharaonis is the source of this 1881-nucleotide messenger RNA. Lineage: Eukaryota; Metazoa; Mollusca; Cephalopoda; Sepiida; Sepiidae. The record is from the annotation of a GenBank genome assembly.